AAGCGUCUUUCUCGAUUUUCAGCUCUCCUCACUUCUCUGCCGUGACCGCACCUUUUAAGUUUUAACGCAGUACGGCGCCACUUUCACCAGACUCCGCUGUUUGUGUUUGAAGGCAAUGAGCGAAAGCAUUCAAUGGAAUCUAUUGAACCAGCUGGAGUAUAUAUUAGAAUCCGAUCCAUUGAUUGAUGAAGUUGGGUUUAUCCAUCCAUCUCAAUUUGAUGUACUGAAUGAAGAAAUUGGGAGUACUUCCUUGUCUGCUGAAUCCAUAUCUCAAUCAGCAGACAAAGCUAAUAUAUAUGGUAAGGUUUUUUGGAGCAGGGACCAUAAGUUGGGCAUCUCAACUGCAGCUCUCCUUCCAUUGUACAAAGCAGCUAAACAUGCAUUCAUGGAUUCACUGAGACAGUAUAAGAUGCAUACUGGUCUGACCGAAGUUAGAGAUGAAUGUGAUGAGGUCAAUGUGCCCAAAUGCCCCUCAUCUUCUCUUACUGUUCUUGAAAAAGAAGUGAUGAAACAUAGCAAAGCAAUUUUGCUCCUAAGCUGUGAUUUUGGUACUGCAUGGAAUUUUAGGAAGAAACUCGUUUCAGAGCAGCAAGAGUACUCAAUGUUCAUGGGAGAACUAGUUUUGUCAGAUCUGGUUCUCUCAUAUUCACCUAAAAGUGAACGAGCAUGGAGUCACAGGAGGUGGGUGAUCAAGAUGAUUGCCGGAAAGUGUUCAAAUCUCCAAGAGAUAGUGGACAGAGAAUCUGAGUUUGUGAAAAAACUAGCUGAGAGAUCAAAAAUGAACUACCGUGCAUGGAAUCAUCGUUGCUGGUUAGUAUCCUAUAUGCCAGUAGGACAAAUGUUCGAUGAGUUGAACAAGUCACGAGAGUGGGCUGUACUUAAUGUUGCUGAUAAUUCCUGCUUUCAUUAUCGUGCUAGGUUAAUGCUCAGUAUUUUAGAAGCUUUCCUCAACAAAGAUGAAAAUGGAUUUUCUGGUGAAGAACUUGAUGAGAUGUGGAAGGAUGAGCUUAACUGGAUUGAGAAGUUAAUAAAGCUUUAUGUGGGUAGAGAGGCUUUGUGGCUUCACCGUCGCUUCCUUUCAUCAUGUUGGAUAAAACAUUUUGCUAGUACUAAUUGCCGUAAACCCCAGCAUUCUAGUAAGAAAAGUAGCAGCACAUGCGACAUUGACCGGUUCAUAGAUAAUGAAUUACAGCUAUUCAAUUCCUGUGCAACAAUACUUGAUAGUCACUUCGAUGACUAUCAAGCUCAGGCAACUUAUGCUGCUACUUAUAUUAUGUGGCUUAAGAAGCAAAUUCAAGUGGAGUCACUGGGGAUUGAGUUUCAAAGGAAGCUACAAGUAAGUGGACUGAAGACGUUGCUGAAUAACGCAUGCCCGGAGAAGGCUUUUCUUUGGGACUCUUUGCUUCAGCUGUGUGGAUCUGAAUAGCUUUCAACUAGAAGAAAUCACAAAAGCAUAACAGGUUUUUUUUUUUUAAUCCUACUAAUUAAUGAGAAGUGUUGUAUGACUUGAGAUGUUCAGAUUGAACUGCUGCUCCCAUUAGGCUAUUAGUCAGUCAUUCCCAAAUCUUAGGUUGUGUUUGGUGCACUUGAAAAGCAGACACAUAAAUGGAGCAAGGGAACAGAUAUUUAUUUAAUCUUACUGCUUUGACUCGUGCCUUACCGCUUUGUAAAAGUUCACUACCAAUAGGUGAUCGGUUUUAUAGUGAAAAGCACCAGAUUAUUAUGAAGAUAAAAGAAAACUCAGAAA
Messenger RNA from Ipomoea nil (Japanese morning glory), 1747 nucleotides. RefSeq lists its product as uncharacterized. Gene Ontology annotation, cellular component: protein farnesyltransferase complex; cytoplasm; CAAX-protein geranylgeranyltransferase complex. NCBI's taxonomy places the organism in Eukaryota, Viridiplantae, Streptophyta, Magnoliopsida, Solanales, Convolvulaceae. The transcript is spliced from 11 exons. Gene Ontology annotation, biological process: protein geranylgeranylation; protein farnesylation. Bases 116 to 1426 code for a protein of 436 amino acids. The record is from RefSeq and is a predicted model, not a curated record. Gene Ontology annotation, molecular function: CAAX-protein geranylgeranyltransferase activity; protein farnesyltransferase activity.